Parathielavia appendiculata is the source of this 1576-nucleotide messenger RNA. RefSeq names its product cell cycle checkpoint. Lineage: Eukaryota; Fungi; Ascomycota; Sordariomycetes; Sordariales; Chaetomiaceae. The coding region runs from base 117 to 1478 and encodes 453 amino acids. The record is from RefSeq and is a predicted model, not a curated record. The transcript is spliced from 7 exons. Gene Ontology annotation, cellular component: checkpoint clamp complex. Gene Ontology annotation, biological process: DNA replication checkpoint signaling; cellular response to ionizing radiation; mitotic intra-S DNA damage checkpoint signaling.
GUGCAAUCAACAGAUGGCAUUCGACCAGAACCGAUUUUUUUCCAACCCAUAUUCCAGGAAUUCCUCGGCCUAGUCAUCUUUGAUCUCAGACACAGCACACCCGCAUAGAUCUCGGCAUGGUGAUUUUGAACUUCACGCUGAGCGAAGAGGGGGUGGCUGUGCUUCACGAUGCUCUGGCUUGCAUGUUCAAGUUCAGCGACGAUGUCUGCUUGGAGGCCAGGAAGGACAAGUUGACCCUGACUACGCUCAAUAUCUCAAAGUCGGCCUAUGUCUGCUUCUCCUUCGCCGCACACCGUUUCUUCUCGCGUUACAGCUUCGAGGGCACCCCCCAGUACAGGGACCGCUUCUUUUGCCAGCUCUACAUCCGCUCUCUCCUUACCAUCUUCAGAGCACGUCAGGGGAGUGCAGAACAGUCACGGGAGAGGGAUGCAUCGAUAGAACGCUGCGAUGUGGCAAUCGACGACGGCGUUGGCAAGAAGAGUCGCCUUGUUGCGAGGGUCUCGUUCAGGAACGGCAUCACGGCAUCGCACUCCCUGCCAUACGAGGUCAAGCCCCCAACCCAUGCCAAGUUCAACAGAGACGAAGCAACAAAUCGGUGGGUUAUUUCGUCGCGGACAUUGCGCCAGCUUAUGGAUCACUUCGGCCCGGGCAUAGAGCUCCUCGAUAUCAAUACAGACGAUGAGGCCAGGGUUGUGAACUUCACAUGUUUUACGGAGAAGGUGCAGAAGCGCGGUGCUGUCAGCAACGAAGCUGUCCUCAAAAAGCCCCUCCACACUAACAUUGCGGUUGAGAUGGACGAGUUUGAUGACGUCGAAGUCCAAGACAAGCUUCACAUCAUCAUCAGCGUCAAAGACUUCCGCGCCAUUCUCCAGCAUGCCCAAAUGACCAGCGGGGCGCUGACAACAAGCUACUCAAACCCUGGGCGUCCUAUGAAGCUGUCGUACAACACCGACGGCGUCCUGUGCGAGUUCAUCCUCAUGACGGUUGGUGAACAGGAUGCCUUGACCAAGAAGCACAAGAAUCCCCGGGCGACUACUGCAAAGACCGCCGAACCGCAGCUCGAUUCAGCAUCGCACCGGGGAAGCUCUGUCGCAAAUGACAACCAGCAGGGCCCGCCGCCGCCUGCAUCUCGGCCUCCCCAACACAAGACUCCGGCCGGGCAUCGCCAGCCAGCAUUCGAAAUUCGACCAUCUCCCAUGCCGCCUCCCAUGACGGCUCGAUCCGACUCGCUGUUUGUUGACCAGGCCGAGGACGACGAGCAGUGGGAGCCCGUUAACCCAGACGAGGAGGAAGAAGAGGAGAAUGGAAGACUGGAGUGGAACACCACCAACGAACCGAACCCGUCGUCCCUGCGCAUCGGAAGCUAUCUUUCUCGACAGACCGAGCCUCAGGAAGGACCUCCCGAGCGCCUCGCCUCGGGCCUUGAGCCGACCCAGCGACUCUCCGAGGUCCGCCGUUUCGGCUUGUUUUCUCCCUGAUCAAGGAGCAGUCGCCAUCGUGUGGCUUGCUUUGCAUAGCUUGGGCGUUGGUGGUUUAGGAUUUGUUGAAUCAUUGUGAGGAGUAGCGCGGCGUGAUU